AUUACAUUGGCAAAAUAUCUCUACUCGUUAUCAGAUGCUCUUUCGGUGGUGACUGGACUGGCACGUAGUUUCGCUUCAUCUUACACGAAAAACUCUGUGCACCUACUGAGAGCCUUGUCCUCUUCUGCCCCUUCUUCAUUUCACCAGCAACCAAACUCUGUUCCUGCUCUUUCCACCCGUUCAUACACAUACCUGUGUUCCUGCUUUUGCCACUUUACCUUUUCUUCUUCUCCAUUUCUUGGUAGUUUCGUUUCAUCUUACACUCCUUUGACUUCACGCUGACGUUGAUCGAAGCUCCCAGGAAACUGUGAUCAAGCAGUGUACCUAUUUUUGAGCUGUGCUUCUUUUCUGUUCCUCUUCCUCUUCCGCUCCUUCUUCAUUCCAUCAGCGAGGUGAGCGUGAAAUCAAACAAAAAGCUAGAUUCAAUGGCCAUCCAAUUGAGUGCUUCUUCCUCAUUCUCUUCUGUUCCUUUCUCCACCCGUUCAUACACAUACGAUGUGUUUCUGAGUUUCAGAGGCGAGGAUACACGCUACAAUUUUACAGGUCAUUUGCACAGAAAUUUGGUUCAAAGGGGGAUCAACACUUUCAUAGAUGAUGAUGAUCUUCCAAGAGGAGAGGAAAUAUCAGAAGCACUUCUCCGAGCCAUUGAAGGAUCAAAGCUCUCUCUCAUUGUGUUCUCUGAAAACUACGCAUCCUCAAAGUGGUGUUUGGAUGAACUGGUUCAUAUCCUUGGAUGUAGAAGAUCAAAGAAACAAAUGGUUUGGCCAAUCUUUUACAAAGUGGAUCCCUCUGACGUAAGACACCAAAGAGGCACAUUUAGUAAGGCACUUGCAGAGCAUGAGCACCGAUUUGAAGAUGACAAGAACAAGGUGUUAAGAUGGAGAGAAGCUCUUUCAGAAGCAGCAAAUUUAUCUGGGUGGCAUUUCCCGGGCGGGCAUGAAUAUGAAUCUAAAUUUAUUCAUAGAAUCAUUAAAGAGAUUUCUGCACAAGUAAUAAAACAUACCCCUUUGAAUGUGGCAAAGUUUCCAGUCGGGAUAGAAUCUCGUGUACAAGACAUGCUUGAACUCUUAGAUGUUGGGGGAAGUGAUAUACGCAUGGUAGGGAUAUGGGGAAGUGGUGGAAUAGGGAAGACAACAAUUGCUAAAGCUGUUUACAAUACAAUUGUCCAUGAGUUUGAAGAUAGUUGCUUUUUGGCAAAUGUUAGAGAACGUUCCGUGACACAUGAAGGUCUAGUGAACCUACAAAACAUUAUUCUUUCAAAGAUUCUAGGGGACAAAGAACUGAAAGUAAUCAAUGUUGAUGAAGGAAUCAAUUUGUUGCGUGAAAGGUUGAGAAAUAGAAGGAUUCUGUUAAUUCUUGAUGAUGUGAAUAAAUCGGACCAGUUAGACGCAUUAGCCGGAGCACCUGAUUGGUUUGGUCGUGGCAGUAGAGUUAUAAUAACAACAAGAGAUAAGCGUUUGUUUGUUCACGAUGUCAAUCCUAUAUACAAAGCCAGGGAACUAGAUCAUCACGAGGGUUGUGAGCUCUUUAGUUCAAUUGCCUUCAAGAAUAAGAGAAUUUUAGAUGACAAUGAGCAGCACUUAGUUAGCACUAUUGUUAGAUAUGCUCAAGGCCUUCCAUUGGCCUUGGUAGUUUUGGGUUCACAUCUAUGUGGUAGACCGGUACAUAAAUGGCAAGCUAUGCUAGAUGGUUUUAGAAGAAAUCUUCCUGAAGGCAUUCAAGAUAUUCUCAAAGUCAGUUAUGAUGGACUGGAAAAAAUAGUGAAAGAAGUUUUCCUUGACAUUGCUUGUUUCUUCAUAGGUUGGAAGACAAAUGAUGUGAUACAGAUACUAGAUGGUUGUGAGCGCAACAACCCCACAAAUAGUAUUGAAGUUCUUGAAGAAAAGGCUCUCAUAUAUGUUGAUUGUUAUGGUAAGAUUUGCAUGCAUGAUUUGCUAGAAGAGAUGGGAAAAGAUAUAGUUCAGCAAGAGUCUACAGAGCCCGGUGAGCGAAGCAGAUUGUGGCAUCACAAGGAUGUGCAGGAGGUUCUAACAGAAAACACGGGAACAAGUAAAACUGAAGGUAUAGUGAUAAAAAUGCCUACAGCAGAUGAGAUAUGCUUGAAUCCUAAAUGCUUCAAAAAGAUGAAACGUCUUAAAAUUUUCAUAAGCAUCAAUGGACGGUUUUGUGGAAAGGUUGAUUAUUAUCCAAAUCAGUUGCGGUUACUUGAAUGGCGUGACUGUCCGUUAAAAUUUUUCCCCCGCAAUUUUAAUAUGAAGAAUCUAAUUCAACUUAAUAUGCCUCGCAGCUGCAUCUCACGUUUCGAGAGUAUGGAAAAUCUGAAAUCCUUAAAUUUGAGUGGAUGUAAAUUCCUAGCACAAAGCCCAGACUUGUCUGGAAGCCCAAACUUAGAGUUCCUGGAUCUAAGCUAUUGUAAAAGUUUAAAGAAGGUUCACCCUUCGGUUGGAUCCCUCAAAAAGCUUGUUGGCCUGAAUCUUGAAAGAUGCUCUAACCUUGUGAGGCUACCAGGAGAAGUCAACUGGAGAUCCCUCCGAUCCAUUAAUCUCGACUACUGCACAAGGCUGGAGAGUUUCCCUGAAAUUGAGGGAGAGAUGAAAUACAUGACACGCUUGGGGCUAUCCAACAAUGCCAUCAAAGCAUUGCCUUCAUCCAUUGGAUAUCUAAUUAACCUUAGAUCGUUGGUGUUAGAUAAUUGUGGAAACCUCACAGAUCUACCUUGCAGCAUUUAUGAACUGCAGAAGUUAGAGUGGGUUUCAUUCUCCGAUUGCCCAAAACUGGUAAGAUUCCCAAAUAAGGUGGAGUCUGAAGUGCUUCCAACUUACUCAAAGGUUUCACAUGACAACCGUGACUCUUUAUCGAAAACAAAGAGAUGGAGUGAUGAAGGCAGUUCAUUGGAGCCAGAGCCAAACACUGAAUUCAAUUCGGUGCUUCCUUGGCUAUCUUACUUCGGCGCGGAUCGAUGCAAUUUGUCUAAUAUUGAUUUCCUCGCGUCCCUUGAUUGUGCAUCCACUCUAGAUCACCUUGAUUUAUCAGGAAGCCCCAUUGUUAUUCUUCCCGAAUGCAUCAUCAACAAAUUUGUCAACUUGUGGGAACUCAAUUUGAUCGGCUGCACGAGGCUUGUAGAAAUUCCAGAGCUUCCACCAAGUAUUAAAAUGUUGAAUGUGACGGGUUGCGUAUCAUUGGAGAGAAUUUCCAAGUUGUCAAACAUUUUGGAGCGUAAAGAGUCCCAAAAAAUGAUUGAGAAGAUGGACUUGACUAAUUGCCGGAGACUCUGUCAAAAUUUGGUUGAGAUGGCAAACAAGGAUGGUGAUGAUGAAGUGCACGCUGAUCUCAUCUCUCGACUCCUAUCUUCUCAGCAAUCCGAAUUCACAAUUACAUUUCCAGUUCCAAGAAGCGAGGUUCCAAAGUGGUUCAGCGGUCAAAUGGAUUUCAUGGGGCAUCUACUGUUUGAAUUUUAUAUCGAAACACUUGCAAAUUUCAAAUGGGACAACGCAGGAUUGGCUGUCUGUGUGGCUGUUGAUCAAAAGCUGCAAGAUCCUUGGACUGGUUUCAUGUUCUAUAUUCACAUCAAUGAAGUAUGUGUUUCAAUUCCCCACUCUCAAGUUGUUCAUUCAGAAGAGUCGGAUCAUGUGUGGCUGCACUAUGUUCCCUUACUUGAAAUGUGGCGAUUUGGUUAUAUGCUUCCAUUGCCCCCCUUUACGUGUCAAGUCAUUAUUUAUCAACAAGAGCACCCUCGUCCCCCCAUAAAAAGCUGUGGUGUCCACCUUGUAAUGCCACCCAAUGAAGACGUUUGUAUGAAGCUAAUCCGUGCAGAGAACCUCUCUAGUGAACCUCUCUAGUGAUGAACUUAAAAAGGACUUCUGGGACAAUUAUCGUCCCAAACAGAGGACUGACUGUAAAGAAUUAUUUACUGAUGCAUAACUGGAGAACGAAAAGCUGUAAUUACUGAUGCAGCAUGGCAUUGUCUAUGGACCAGUGUGACGAAUACAGGUGCUAAUGCAGUUGAGUUCCUCUGAACCAUGCUGAAGUUUCAAUAGCUUUUGUUCAAGAGAACAAAAUCCAUGCAUAAUUGUCAGCUUCACAAAUGUUUCUAGCACUCAAAAGCAGAAGAACGUACGGGGGGUAUCUUGCUUUCCAUGGGAGGAAUUCUUUCAGUUGAGAUUCAAAUUGUGAAGUACCUCCAAAACAUAGGACUGCUGUUGCACAAUAAUGUAUACACGUGGAACAACUGGAGAACCAAAAGGCAUAAUUGUUACUACUGCAGCAUUAAAGUCGAGGACUAAUGGAAACUUAUCAUCCCAAACAGUGGACUGACUGCAAAGUAAUAUAUACUGAUGCACAAUUGUAGAAUGAAAAGCUUUAAUUAGUACUAUUGCAGAAAUGUUGGUAAAGCAUUAUCUAUGGAUCAAUGUGACGAAUAAGGUAUUGAGUAGAGUUUCCUCCGGUGGAACCAUACCCUGUUCCAACAUGCAUAUAACUUAGCCAGCUCAUCAGUUAAAACUUUGCAUUUGCAUUUUCAUUGGCAGGAGUCUUAUGACUACUGAAAGGUUGAAAUAACAAGAAGUUGGGAUAUCUGAAGUAGUGUCUUCCAAAGGACGAAGCACAAGCUUGACUUUAAAAAGCACAUUGUAUGGGCUGUCUAUCCAGAGGUGAUAUUGGAGAAUGGCAGCCUAAUGGAGCAAUGAAAGUUAUAGACAGGAAAAAGAACAUAUUUAAAUCGUCUGAAGGUGAAUAUGUUGCUGUGGAAAGCAUUGAAAGCAAAUACUUGCAAUGCCCCCUUAUCACAUCAAUAUGGGUUUAUGGGAACACCUUCGAGUCAUUUCUUGUUGCUCUGGUUGUUCCUGACAGAAAGGCCUCGGAGGACAGAGCAUCAUUUGACUGAUGACUAUAAUCAUUGUGUCAAAACCUUAAGGCAAGAAAAUACAUUUUGGAUGAGCUCAAUUGCACGGUUUAGACACGCCAUCUUCGAGGGUUUGAGUUGUUAAAAGCAGUUACAUUUGGAAGCUAACCCCUUUGACAUAGAGAGGGAUCUCAUGACUCCAACUUUCAUUGGAUUCUUCAUUUGAAUGACAUGUUGAAUAUUUAUGUAUUUUAUUUGGAUGUGAAAUAGCUAAUUAUCAGUUCUUGGUUGUUGGAUUUAUUAAAACAACAUGAGGCAUCUUUACAGACGGUAAGAAACACAUCCAGUUUACAGUUUUGGUUAAGAAAUCUGUGCUUGUUGAGGACCACAGCAUUUGAAGCAUAUUUGAUACAUUGUGGAGCUUUAAUCCAUUUAUAGGCAUGUUAUUAUUGGUGGUUCAUGUAGUCUGCAAUUGUUGCAUUAGUAGUUAUGCAAGUCCUUUGUUCUGUUGAACAAUAGGCUCUUUCAUAGCUAUGUGUUUUUGUUGCAAACUGACAGAACCUUUUAUCAGAUUUUUCAAGCUAUUGAUUUCCA
Rosa rugosa (rugosa rose) is the source of this 5434-nucleotide messenger RNA. Its product is annotated as TMV resistance protein N-like. The record is from RefSeq and is a predicted model, not a curated record. Gene Ontology annotation, biological process: signal transduction; defense response. NCBI's taxonomy places the organism in Eukaryota, Viridiplantae, Streptophyta, Magnoliopsida, Rosales, Rosaceae. Bases 426 to 3839 code for a protein of 1137 amino acids. Gene Ontology annotation, molecular function: ADP binding; ATP hydrolysis activity. The transcript has 13 exons.